CAGGGAGGGAGCCCGGGGGGGCGGCCUCUCAAUCCGGAAAAGGAGGAGGAAGCAGUCUCCUCCUCCUCCCGGCCUCCAGCCUCGCCUUGGCUGGCCUGGCAAGAAGAAGAGCAGCAAGGUUUUGCAAUCAUGGCUGAGCCAAAGAAAAAGCGCAUUUUGGUGACAGGCGGAUCAGGACUCGUGGGAAGGGCCAUCGAGAGAGUGGUAGCGGAUGGGGAAGGCCGAUCGGACGAGGAGUGGAUUUUCGUGUCCUCCAAGGAUGCUGACUUAACGAAUGCUGCAGAGACCAAAGCGCUCUUUGAGAAACACAGGCCCACCCACAUCAUUCACUUGGCUGCCCUGGUGGGAGGCCUUUUCCGGAACAUCAAGUACAACCUCGAUUUCUGGCGAAGGAAUGUGCACAUCAAUGACAACGUCUUACACUCGGCGUACGAGUCCGGCGUUCAGAAAGUUGUCUCCUGCCUUUCCACUUGCAUAUUCCCUGACAAGACCACCUACCCAAUUGAUGAAACCAUGAUCCACAACGGUCCUCCACAUAGCUCAAACUUUGGCUAUUCCUAUGCAAAGAGGAUGAUUGAUGUCCAGAACAGGGGUUAUUUUGAACAAUAUGGAUGUCGCUUCACUGCCGUCAUUCCCACCAACGUCUUUGGGCCUCAUGAUAACUACAACAUUGAGGACGGCCAUGUUCUACCAGGACUCAUCCACAAAGUAUACUUGGCAAAGAAAAACGGCACAGCCCUUACAGUCUGGGGAACAGGAAAGCCUAGGAGGCAGUUCAUUUACUCUCUGGACUUGGCACGGCUGUUCAUCUGGGUAUUAAGGGAGUAUGACGAAGUAGAACCCAUCAUUUUGUCUGUUGGAGAAGAAGACGAAGUCUCCAUACGGGAAGCAGCAGACAGCAUCGUGAAGGCCAUGGACUUCAAGGGAGAGCUCCUUUUCGACACAACCAAGUCUGAUGGGCAGUUCAAGAAAACAGCCAGUAACAAGAAGCUGAAGACAUACCUCCCAGAUUUCAAGUUCACACCAUUUGAGCAAGCUGUGAAGGAAACUUGCGACUGGUUCUGUGCCAACUAUGCCAUCGCCAGGAAAUGACAAAAAGGAACGGAGGUGGUGUAAUUCCAGCCAUUUUGCAUCAAGACUCAGGUCAUCUUUUACUGGAGCAAAAGAGAAAAAAAGGACCAUUUGGGGCAUUGGAACAGAAGACUGCAAACAACACUUUUUCUUCCAAAUGCAGGGGUGGCAGUAGAGCUUUGAAAAAUGGAGCAGCUUACUACUGCAUAGCCUUUGUGUCUUGGGUGGUGGGCUUAUGUUUCCUUGCUGUAAGCAAUUACUUGAAAGAGUGGCUUUGGGUAAUCUUGAAAAGUGAGGAGUGGGUUGACUGGCUCCGCCACUGUUUACAUGUCAAAUAGUCACACUGUCCUCCCAUGCCCUUUUUCUAGAGCAAACUACUUUGCCCAAACCAUCUACUUUUGGGAAGAGUCCUCUAACCUGAAGCCAGUGCAGUGAGAGGAACUAUUUUAGUGCAGGGAUCCUUAUAUUUUGCUAGCUUGCAUUUUCACCCUUGUUACCUGUUUUUGUCAAAACCUCAAAAACAAAUACUUGAAAAGACUCUGGACUGUUUCAGAAUCCCUGUUAUUUAGAGCACUGGGGCACAAAGUCUUUCCUUCCUCCUGAUUUCAUACAAUUUAGCUGCUAGCAGUCAGGAGAGAUCUGCAUUCUGGAUGAUGGAGAGAAAAGUUUGUUCUCUUCACCAGAAAGCCUCAUGCAGAUUGCUUGUUUCUUGCCAGGGCAGGACAGAGCUUGGAAGAAGACUGCUUUUUGUGGUGUAACUCUCAGAACCCUCCAGCUCACAUAGCCACUUGCUGGGUGUUGUAGUCCAAAAAGACAGGGUUACGGGCAGAGUGUAGAGGAAAGAGGAUCAGGUGGGCAUGAAUGUAUACCUUUCUUAGAAGGGGCAGAGCAGGUGCAAACCACAGAAAGGCAGGAGUAGGUUUGUGUGCAGAAAUUCCCAUCAUCUCCUGCUCAAAAGGUUGUAGCCUGCAAGGGACAAACAGACUUCAUUAACUCUGAAUCAACAUUGUAUGGGUUAUCGUCAUGCAGUUGUGGGUCUGGGCUUGUAAAGUUGCACUAACCUUCCGUGGGGAAACUGUUUUAAGUGUUUGUGUCCUUAAAAGCAAACUCUUAAGUUAGUACUGAUGAUCAUUUUUGAAGAUCUUGUUUGUGAAAAGGAGUGGAAGUUAGCUAUGUACUUCAAGAGGGAAAGGCACAGGUUCCCUUUCUUUUAAUUCAGCAAGCCAGUUGCUUAUUCCUCCUCCCCCCAUCUCACUUUCUCUUGAGCCAAGGAAACCACUGUAAAUCAAAUUCUUCAAUAAACUUGUCCUUUCUUAUUCAUA
This is a messenger RNA of Sceloporus undulatus (fence lizard), 2393 nucleotides long. It is a transcript of the gene GFUS, whose product is annotated as GDP-L-fucose synthase. The coding region runs from base 130 to 1092 and encodes 320 amino acids. The transcript is spliced from 11 exons. NCBI's taxonomy places the organism in Eukaryota, Metazoa, Chordata, Lepidosauria, Squamata, Phrynosomatidae. Gene Ontology annotation, biological process: nucleotide-sugar biosynthetic process. The record is from RefSeq and is a predicted model, not a curated record. Gene Ontology annotation, molecular function: GDP-L-fucose synthase activity.